Messenger RNA from Haliotis rufescens (red abalone), 1580 nucleotides. RefSeq lists its product as uncharacterized. NCBI's taxonomy places the organism in Eukaryota, Metazoa, Mollusca, Gastropoda, Lepetellida, Haliotidae. Gene Ontology annotation, cellular component: membrane. The coding region runs from base 61 to 1440 and encodes 459 amino acids. The record is from RefSeq and is a predicted model, not a curated record. The transcript has 5 exons.
AAAGGUGCAUGUUGAGCAGACAACGCGCACAAAGUAACGUCAGUCUACACUCUUUAUGCGAUGUAUGACGCGAUGUUCUCCUUCCGCCCAGCCAUGAUAUAUAGCACUGUAAUACUGGCCAUCCUGUUCCAGUCAUCCACAGCUGCACCUACCAGUACUCCAUGCAUCACAGGGGUCCACUGCGACUUUGACAACAUUAUUGUGAAACCAUUUUGUGGGUUUACCCCUGGUCAAACUCAUGAAUGGAAGCGUAUCAACUCUUUGAAACUUCCACAUAACGGCAGACUGAAAGAUGCUUCAAACACAGGUUAUUUUCUACGCGUGGCUGGACAUCAACAGGACCAAAUGGUCACACUGACUUCGCCACAAUUCUGCACAAACCAGACCGUGUGUGUGUCGAUAAUGUACUGGCAGAAUGGGACUAGUCAGAAUUCCCUAUCCAUACACCUAAAUAAUGCCACGGUGAUGCAUGUACCAACAACAUUCCAAAACGCUUGGACAGGAAUUAACAUGACAUUCCAUGUUAAACGCAAUGAAAAGAUAUCAUUUCACGCCAAGAUUGUAUCCAGCGAUGUCAUACUUGCGUUAGAUGAUAUCAACAUCACGAACGGAAGUUGCAGGAAAUUCACGAGCAUUCAUGAGAUGUCCACAGUCAGAGGUGUGCCUGAUCAAACAUCGGUACUCACCACUACACAUGAUACAGCAACACCUCUAAACACGACAUACACAACAACACUCCUGGGAAAGACGUAUACAACAUCUUCACCUUAUCCUCAAUCAACUACUGGGACAUUAAAAUUAUUAGUAGAACAAAUCUUAGACUCAACGAUUACACUUACAGAUCAAAACGAAGCAUGCAUUCACUUCAACACACAUGAGAGUGAGUCACUUCUUAUAGAAAACGAUAUACUUCUCAACAUCAGACGUAUAGUCCAUAUUUACCCUUCAAAUCUUCAAACCAAACAAUUAAAUUUACACGCCAUCCAGACUCUCACAAACACCGACCAGGCCUUGCUGCUGAAUGAACAAAACAUGAUGGUAGCCACAGCAAAGCAGCUGAUCACGAAUACCGGGGAUACAAGACUCAAUUUACUCCAACGCCAACUGGACUUCAUUGAAGACCAGAUGAGUCUCCUGCAGGACCUCCAGAAGCAACUGGUGAAGAACAACGCCGAGAGUUCACUUCGACUUCAAGAGAGGACCCUCCUCCACAGAGAACCGGAACUGUUCAGGGUGGACGACACCUCCUUGAGCCCGGGGGAGCAGCUCCAUCACCAGGCAGCCGUGCUACAGCUCCAGGCCACACUGCUGCACAAUGAUGCUAUACUCACACAGAUCAGCCACAACACGACAACAUGCCUGGACCAAGAGAUGAUCAUUGUCUUAUCUCUCAGGGAAUCCGUGUUGCGCUACAAACGUAAUCUUUCAUUAUUUCCUUGAAAUACAAGCACACGUGAUAAGGAAACAGUGAAUUGUGAAAUAGAAAUUUUAUUCAUAAAUGCAAAAUUACAUUUGAAAUAACAACUUUUGUUCGAGGUAGCGAAUAAUUACAAAUUUUUAAUAUCAUACAUACAAUAAUA